AUGACUGCCGUCGAAGAUCCCACGGGCGAAUACGCCUUUCUCUCAAAGCUCCUCCAGCAUAUGGAUCGUCACCUCAUCUUCCCUCUGCUCGAACAUCAACUCGGCUCUGAAGACAUCUCACAGCAACGAUACGAUGACCUCAAACUCGCCAUUUUCAACCUCCUCAAGAACACGAACAUGAUCGACUAUGUCGGCAACUUGUACAAAGAAAUCCACAAGACUGAUACAGUACCCUCAGAGUAUGCGAAGAAGCGAGAGGAAGUUCUCAACAAUCUUGCAAAGUUCGAAGAAGAAUCCGCCCAUCUCACAAACCUGCUCAAUGACGAGGCCGUCACAUCUCAACUACGUAGCGACAAAGUCGCCAAUUUGAAAUUCCUCGAAGAACAGCAUGGUGUAACUCAACAGAUGGUGGACAACCUCUACGACUUCGGCCGAUUCCGAUACGAAUGCGGUCUGUACCCUGAGGCCGCUGAUUUGCUCUACCGAUUCCGGGUGCUCUCUACCGACAAUGACAAAGUUGUGAAAGCCACCUGGGGCAAACUGGUAUGUGAAAUUCUAGGAGAAGAGUGGGAAAGUGCGCUUGAAGAGGUCGAAAAGGUUAAGGAGCACAUCGAGACGAGACUUUUCAACAACCCACGCGCGCAAUUAACCGCUCGAGAAUCUCUUGUGCACUACGCACUCUUCCCAUUCUUCAACUACGAACCCGCCCGUGAAAAGCUCACCGAAAUGUUCUUCUCUCCUCCAUACAUCAGCUCCAUUCAGACAGUCUGCCCCUGGAUUCUACGGUAUUUAGCUGCAGCCGUCAUUACGAACCGUGGCCGGCUUAAUAACUCUCACAACUACCAGAAACAACUGAAAGAUCUGGUCCGAGUUGUCAAGCAGGAAGUCUACGAAUAUGAGGAUCCUGUUACAGAGUUCGUCAAGGCUCUCUACGUGGAUUUUGACUUCGAAGGCGCGCAGAAGAAGCUGUCUGAAGCUGAGGCUAUUCUGCGAGGAGAUUUCUUCUUGGGCUCAUCUACAGACGCAUUCAUGGACUCGGCUCGACAUCUCAUUUCCGAAAGCUACUGCAAGAUUCACCAGAGAAUAGAUAUUAAAGAUCUCUCGACCCGGUUGGGUCUGUCUCAGGGUGAAGGUGAGAAAUGGAUUGUGAAUCUGAUUCGGGACACAAAAGUGGAUGCAAAGAUCGAUUAUCAAGCUGGUACCGUGGUUAUGAAUCAUCCUCCACAGAGCGUGUAUCAACAGGUGAUUGAGAAGACCAAGGGCGCGUUCUUCCGUACGCAAGUUCUCAGCGCCGCUGUUGCCAAAUGA
This is a messenger RNA of Exophiala spinifera, 1308 nucleotides long. RefSeq names its product eukaryotic translation initiation factor 3 subunit E. The record is from RefSeq and is a predicted model, not a curated record. The transcript is spliced from 2 exons. Gene Ontology annotation, molecular function: translation initiation factor activity. Bases 1 to 1308 code for a protein of 435 amino acids. Gene Ontology annotation, biological process: translational initiation. Gene Ontology annotation, cellular component: cytoplasm; nucleus; eukaryotic translation initiation factor 3 complex. Lineage: Eukaryota; Fungi; Ascomycota; Eurotiomycetes; Chaetothyriales; Herpotrichiellaceae.